AUGAGCAGGACAGAUUUGGACAGGAGCUCGCAGCAGGCAGAGGAUCAGGCUAAUGCUCAUGGGACAUCAUCAAACAGUCAAUCUGGCCAUCGGAGGAGACCAUCAGAGAAUCAGUCUGGUCCUCGAAGGGUGACAUCAGAGCCGCAAAAUGGUCCACAAAGGGAGUACAUCAGCACUAUGCCCCGAUCAAAACCAUCCACAAAGGCGUUAGAUCCACAUCCGGGCAAGGCGAGCGGUCGCAGUCACACUCGCCGAGGUAAGAACCAAUUUGGCCGGACUGCAUCCUCGGCCGUGCCGCCGCCUCCCCCCUACGACAUACUCUUCUGUGGCACAGACUUCUUUGCCCUUGAGAUACUUCGCGCUUUGCACGACAGAAAAGACCUGUGGAGAUCGCUAGCCAUCAUUACGCCUCCGGACACAAAUCAAGGCUGGGGUGCUGCGCAGAUGAAAGUCUCUCCCGUCAAAAGCUGGGCAUAUGAGCAGCAUUUGCCGCACUGCCACACUUCCGAGCUCCCACUCAUACAUGAGGAACAGCAUCCUGCGUUCUCAAGAUUCCUUCGUAAACCUGAGCGCGCACUGCUGGUGACUGCUUCUUUUGGGUCAAUGAUCGAUGAUGAGACCCUGAAGCUCUUCACUGAGAGAUCAUCAUCGAUGGCAUUGAACGUGCACCCCAGUCUGCUUCCGAAGCUUCGAGGAGCUGCACCGAUACAGUGGACCAUCGCCAAUCGCAUGUCCGAAACGGGUGCGACCGUUCAGCAAUUGUCGAGCGGAAAAUUCGAUUGCGGCGCUAUCCUUGCACAGAGAAAGAUCGGUGUGCCUCCCAAUGCCACUUAUGAUUCCUUAUUGCCUACCAUGGCAUACCUCAGCGCACAACUGCUUUUAGACACUUUGACAGAUCUGAUCAAGUGUCACACAAAUCGGUGGAAGCAGGACGACACGCAGGCCACCUUCGCCAACAAAAUCCGGAAGGACCACUUCUUGAUCGAUUGGCACAAGCACAGCGCAGGUGCUAUCGAAGCGAGAUGGCGGGCCUUCAAGCACCUCGGUCCACUCCAAACUUACAUGCAUACUCCAAUCAAUACAUCAUCGAGGCAAAUUCUGCUACCACCGGCCAAGGUCCUACUGAGCGACAUCAGCCUCGUUACACCAGACAUGCGACACUUUGGCGCAACAGCCAGACGAUUGUGGUCAAAUGGUCGUCCGAAACCAGGGAGAGCUUGGUAUGCACACCGGACCCAUGACACGCCGGUCUUGAUCUGCGACGCACUUUCAGAUGAAGAGAGGGAACUCGCAAAGAGGACUUCAUCGAGUCCUGACAAGGAUCAGUAUGUACCGGAAGUCGGCAUGAGGCUUCCACCGUGGAUCCCUGGGUCUGAAAAGUUGCCCUACCGCGAGCUGAAGAAGCUCCAUGGCGGUCCUCUUCCAGCAGUUCAAGUUGCCAGAAUUCAGACAGAUUCGAGACCCAAAUGGCCUCUGGACACGUGGUGGAAGAAUCAAUUGCCCCGUCGAGAUCCUUCGGGCACCAUGCGCUUUGGAGAUCCCGAGACGCCCGAGCAAGCGGAAGAGCGAAUCAUGGUCAACAGCACAAAGAAGGUCAAGAAGCAACGAGGCGCAGAGAAGGAUGGUGAAGUGGCCCAAGUUGACAGGCUGGAGAGCGCUCAACACAGAGCGCGGAUGCACCUUACCCGCUGGGAGUUUCGCAACUUGUACAAGGAACGAGAGCGAGAGUACGGCAGUGGCAUAGAGUGGGACAGUGAAUACGAUCGCGAGCCAGAUUCUGGGAAUGACAGGGAGGGGCAGAGUAGAGGCGAUACACCAAGGACGGACGAUGCGGAGCCUCAGAAUGAGAAAUGGCCCUUUUAA
This is a messenger RNA of Microstroma glucosiphilum, 1863 nucleotides long. RefSeq names its product Formyltransferase. Gene Ontology annotation, cellular component: mitochondrion. Gene Ontology annotation, molecular function: methionyl-tRNA formyltransferase activity. Gene Ontology annotation, biological process: conversion of methionyl-tRNA to N-formyl-methionyl-tRNA; biosynthetic process. Bases 1 to 1863 code for a protein of 620 amino acids. The record is from RefSeq and is a predicted model, not a curated record. NCBI's taxonomy places the organism in Eukaryota, Fungi, Basidiomycota, Exobasidiomycetes, Microstromatales, Microstromataceae. The transcript has 7 exons.